Molecule: messenger RNA, 5967 nt
Organism: Coregonus clupeaformis (lake whitefish)
Lineage: Eukaryota; Metazoa; Chordata; Actinopteri; Salmoniformes; Salmonidae
Product: nucleolar protein 4-like
Exons: 11
Coding region: 1075-3216 (713 amino acids)
Source: RefSeq, a predicted model, not a curated record
UAUGGAUAGUGAAAAAAUUCAAUAUGAUUUUACAAUGGACUAGUCAUUUGCUUAGGCUAUACAUGGCUCAAAACCCUGCAUUUCAUACAAAUUAGGUGUUUGUUACAAUGGGGCAAAGAAAAUGUGAGGGAAAAAACAUUAAUUAUUCACAUGUCCAAUUGUCCAUCAAACGAAAGAAACAGUGCCAACAGCUAUUUGGUCCCGCAUGGGACGGUCGCGCAACCCUGCUUUGUGUGCGUUUAGGCUACUGAGACUGCACUUCCUGGAUUUCGGCUAGUCAUUGCGCGCACCCAUGUCCCAUAGACGCGACGGGGUUCUUGUGUGUGUGGUAUCUAGUGGAGAAGAACGAGAGCCUGUCCAUAAUAUAUACUAUUUGCUCAUAUUAAGGUUUAUCCUAGGCUAGAUCAAUUUAACGCUUUAUCCAGGAGAGACAUCGAUGCGCUUUGAUUUCCCUCUACGUGAGACGGUUCCGGACGGCGGCGUUCUGGUCCGAUUCAAACAGGUGGAACACGAAUCAGGUGGAGUUGGGAGGAGGAGGGUAUCACGACAGUCCAGGCUGCUAUAUCCAUUCCUUCUAAUUAGUAGCGGAUCCGUGCCAAAAUAUGCACUCCUUCUUUUUCUAGCCUUACUUAUCGUCAAAUAGGCUACCACGUUUUAUUGUCUUCUUCGGAACAGUAAAACUGUAAUAUUCAAACUGCGAAUCUUUAUAGAUUGGAGACCUUUAACACACAGGUGGGAGAUACCCGUUGAGUAGGACGGCCCCUCUUUCAGUUCCUCAGCGCAGGAAAUGAGCUACUGACAUUUGUUAUUACCCUUUGGGACAGGAGGAGAACGGUUUCCGCUAACAGGUGUGAGAGCACACCAAUCGUCAUUGCCUGAUACGGAAUCCUUCCUCAUUGUUCGCAGAAAUAUCAAUCUAACUCGUAUAUGGCUCCCUUUCUAGCCAGGAGAGGGACAUUUAACAGUUAAUUUAAACAAAUCGAUAAAUCGAAUAAAAUAGUGUAUUAUUAGUGUUUGGAGUUAUUUUUGAGAUCCCGACCUCCUAUUUAAAGGGACACGGGACAUCAGAGCUCCAUGUCAACGAAAAUACCCAGCGUGGAUUUACCCAAAAGGAGCAGAAGCCCGGUGGUGUUAGGAGAGAUGUUCGGCGAAUUUCAGAACUGGUGUCUCCGUACUUACGGGGAUUCGGGUAAAACAAAGACAGUCACCCGGCGAAAAUACAAUAAGAUUCUCCAGACCCUUUCACACACGGAUGAGUCGGACCCCGUCUACAUAGAUAGCAACCACAUCAACGCCAAAUUCAAAUUCUGGGUGAAGUCCAAAGGGUUCCUUGUCGGGACCAUUCAAGGGGACCUGAACAAGAAUGGAGCCGCCGACAGACCUGUCCUGUACGUCCCUAUCAAGGCGACGUGUGUGGAUGGGGGCUCUGGGUCCGACUCCUCUCUGAAGAGGGUGGCGGUGGUGGAAGACUUCUUUGACAUCAUCUAUUCCAUGCACGUAGAUAUCAGCACCGACCCCGGCAAAUCACCCAAACACGCCGGACAGAAAAAGACCUACAAAGCGAUUGCGGAGACGUAUGCCUUCCUGCCCAGGGAGGCAGUGACCCGUUUCCUGAUGAGCUGUGGCGAGUGUCAGAAGAGGAUGCAUAUCAGCCCUGUCGGCGCAGAGUUCAAAGAGAAUGACAGACCGACAUCACUGGUGCCGGAUCUCAUCGACUACAACAUGCCGCUGACCACCACCUAUCUGAAGCAGAUGAAACUUCAGUGUAUGAGUACCAAUGAGCAGGAUGAGAGUUCAGUGAGCAGUGAGGACUUUGAUAUGAGCGACCCCACAUGGAUAUCAGCUGAUCACGGCCCUGCUUCCAACCUGAGUCCCCCGAACUGCGGAGAGAGAAUGCACAGCCCCCAGAACGCACACAUUAAGGAGGAGGACGAUGACUCAUCCUCAGAGAGCGGCAGCGGGAAUGGCAUGCACACCAUGACACCUCCGUCCGCGGGUGGGACGGCCCCGGGGUCAGAGGGGGGUGCGGGUGGACCCCCCUACAGGGAGGUGGUAAACGGCAAUGGGCCCCUGGCCCCGCUAGACUUCAGCACCACCUCCUCGUCCUCAUCGUCCGAGGAUCAACAGGCACCGGUCAACCUGAGUGAGACCAGGCUGCCCGGGACAGCCCUGAUGGGCCCCUUCCAGCCCGACCCCGCAGAUGAGCUGCGCAGAAAGUACCCUGUCAAGCCCCUCCCCCAUGCUGCUGAGCUGUGCCUGGACAGAGACUCGAUCAGGGACUACGGCAACAAGUCUCCUCAGUACAGCUCAGGAAGCUACGACUCAUUGAAGAUGGAGACGUGUGCCGAGGACCUGACCGUGAGCAGAGGUGCGGCGGCGGCGGCUGAGGACGAUGACGAUGACCAUGAAGAUCACGACGACAAUGAUAAGAUCAACGACACGGAGGGCGUGGACCCCGAGAGACUAAAGGCCUUUAACAUGUUUGUGCGUCUGUUUGUGGAUGAGAACCUGGACCGCAUGGUGCCCAUCUCCAAGCAGCCCAAGGAGAAGAUCCAGGCCAUCAUCGAGUCGUGCAGUCGCCAGUUCCCCGAGUUCCAGGAGCGCGCUCGCAAGCGCAUCCGCACCUACCUCAAAUCCUGCCGCCGCAUGAAGAAGAGCGGCAUGGAGACACGACCCACACCACCUCACCUCACCUCAGCCAUGGCUGAGAACAUCCUGGCAGCCGCCUGCGAGAGUGAGACACGCAAGGCUGCCAAGAGGAUGCGCCUGGAUGUCUACCAAGCACAUGAGGAGCAGAUAGCACUUGACAAGCCCAGUUCUCGCGAGCCGGCCUCCCUGGCCCACUCUGCCUACUCCCUGGCCGCCUCGGCCUACUCCCAGGACCAGCUCUACACCAAUGGUGGGCUAAACUACAGCUACCGUGGUUACGGGGGCCUGGGCGCUAGCAUGCAACACCCAGUCUCACUGACAACCGCCACUGCUCAGAGCAACGGCCCUACUGACCUCAGCAUGAAGUCCCUGGGGUCCAACUCUUCAUCGGCCAGCUCAAACAGUCACGGGCGGAGUGCUGUUGGCGUAGGUGGCGGGGCCUCGGCACAGCUCAGCCCCACAGAGAUCACGGCCGUGCGGCAGCUCAUCGCCGGCUACCGCGAGUCGGCCGCGUUCCUGCUCCGCUCGGCCGACGAGCUGGAGACCCUGAUCCUGCAGCAAAACUGAGCCGGAAAAUCCUCCUCCCCGUCUCCCUCCUUCUCCCUCUCUCUCGCCGACUCUCCCACACGACCCCUAACCAAUCACUCUCCCACUCACCAGAUCCAUCUGUCUGUGAUUCGUCCUCCACUGACCUGUACACUCUCCCCGUCUCCAGGAGGGAGGCAUGCAACAGUGCUACAUUCCUCUAAUCUAAUAGUCUAACCCCCCCGUUUUAAUCGUUUUAACAUCAGUGCGUGGAGAGAAAGAGCACUGUCUGCGACGACUUGGGAACAGCAUUUCUCCCUCUCUUGAACCACCUGUAAAGGAACAAGCUCCCUCCAAUCAUAACAGCUCUCCCUCACCUCCACAGCUCUGUGGAAAGAAGAGAGAUGACAGGGAGAGAGCCGUAAAUGAGUCUACCUAGUGAUGUGGGGGAGAGUGGUGGGACUGGAGCACUGGAGAACACUGCAGGGUUGUGCUGUGAUGAGAAGAGACCAGCGCCCCCUUGUAUGAGGAAGAGAAGUGGAUCCUUUUUGUGUUCCAGGAAGCUCAAUGUGCUACAGUACACAGAUCACAGAUCCCCUCACCAAGCUCGCCAUCCCCAAUAACAAUGAAAACGAGACUCUCUGAAUAGUAGUAACAAAAUGUUUGUUGAUGACAAAUACUUUUGAUUUGAGAUCUGAAUUUGUUUGUUUAACUAUAAGAAGACAUUUUGAACCACUUUUUGGAUAAACAGAGGCUAAGGAAGAAGGCUGGAAAGAAAGAGACAACUUGUUGCGCUCAGUGUAAAUAAACUCUCUCUGUCCUAAAGCACUUUCCCAUGAUUCAGACCUCACCUCCCCAUUGAGUAAUAAAGAACUCGAUGUCCCUGGGAGCAACACUUUAACUUAUGCAUUAUGGAGAUGCCAUCUAUUCCACAUGGAAAUACCUCAGAUCUACUACUGGGUGGCGACAUCACACAAUGCUCAUCACACAACGCUCACCAGUUACUACCUGAUGUGUUCAGUGUUUUCAUAGACCUGCAGGAAGCAAAGUCUUAACCAUUUCAAGAAGAUUCCAGAAUAAAUAUUGUAACUAUAGUUCAAAUUUUACAAAAGUAUUGUUUGUCCCGUUAUUUGUAUACUGUAAAUAUUCAGUCCAUAUUUGAUUCUAGAAACACCAUGAAGAGAACAUGAAAAAGCAUCAGUAAAAUGAAGGACUGGGGGCAAGGAAGUAUUUUCUGUGGGAGAAUGAAACUCUCCAACGAUAGAGUCCCCCCUGUUUUCCAACCCUCUGGUGGCUCGUUGCUCCCCCAUCAAUUCCAGGUUUUGGUUUGUCCCGACUCAUCACUCGAUGAUACCCUGUCUCUUUCUGUGUCUGGUUCUGCAUUCCUCUCAUGAACCUAUCCCCCUCCUCUGGACCUAUACAUCCACCACCCCCUUCUCCUCCCUGACCUGAGGCCAGUCCAGCUUGGAUCUGGGAGGGAUAAUUUAUGUCUUUGUCUAUUGACUCUUUGAGAUGGCCAUUAAUCCACGCUGCUGCUAUAUGUACCAGACUUUUGCCACAGACGUGUAACCUCAAGUCAGGACACCAUCAUCCUGCACAACCAGAGCACCUCAAGACAACAACACAAACAAAAAAAAGCUAAAACUACUCAAAAUGGAUAACAGAGACUAAAAUCGAACUUUUAAAAAACGACAUGCCAUCCCAGUCAGUUGUUUCUCUCUGCUACUAGGCACUCUGGUUGAUCUUUUUGUUCUUUCAUAGGGCUGUGUUGUUUGUACAGUGACUUUUUCCUUUUUGCUUUCUUCAUGUCUUUGAACCUCUGGAGGCGUAUAGGGAUCAGUGUGCUCCUCUUGCAGCCACUCACAAGGGUGCUCUGGGCCUAUCUUACUGUAUAAUGUGCAGUCAAAGUCUGGGAGGUUUGUACCUUUUAGAAUGAGUGUGAGAGAAAAAAAUGCUAAAUGUUUCUUCAAGAGGCAAGCCAGAAGGGGCUCAUUGAUGUGUCACUGUAAUUUGCUCCCUUUUGCACACUGAAGCAACAGAAAUCUGUGACGGGGGCCCUGCUUGUUCAGGGCUCCAUCUUGCGCUGGUGAGGUGUGUCCUACUAAAGGAAAGAGGACGAGUAUUGCAAUGCAGUUGAUAAUCAUCACAUUCCUGGCCCUUGAAAGCAUAGUGUUAAAGAAAAUAGGCUACCUGAACCCAUAGUGUGUGUCCUACGACGUAUCACAACCACCACUAUUGAGGGGGACCCUUGUGUAAAUGAAAGCCAUUGAUUUAGGUGUGCUAGCUCCGUGGCCUGAGAUUGAAUGGAGCACUGUGCUCACUGGUGACCCACUCUGAACCACAGAACAACACCUUGAUCUAGCCGCCCAGCAUACAUGUGCAAUGUCAAAUCUGAUCUCCAUAAUGAGUACACAUUGAUGUACAAAUAUUUAAUUUAUGGAAAUAUUAUGGCUGGAUAGAAAGUAGAAAAUAGAGUCCAAGACGUCCUAUUUAUCGCAGACAAGCUCUUGAUUAGAUCUGCUUAGUGGGUAAAAACGACACAAACACAAGAGAAAUAUGCAAAAUGACCAGUCAAGGGGAAACCCCUCACUGUGUUCUCUCGCAACGUGGCUGUGAGGGCUUCAAAAUUAGUUUUCUUAUAAGUAUCGCCCUCAUUUCUGUGGAUCCAUUCCUCACUCUGCUCCUGCCCUGGGGGUCUUAGGCUACAAUUACCUCAGCACAUACAACUAUAGCAGUGUAUCAGUACAGUAACAUAGUAGAUUAAUUACAGUAUGACAGGUUUUUUUUUUUUUU